AUGGCCACCGUGUCCGGUCUCACGUUGGACUCCAAGGUGCCAAUGAACUUGUUGGAGAAGAAUAACUUCAUCAACUACAAGUCUCAGCUUGAGAACCUCAGAGUUGUUAAGAGCAGACUGAACAGGCCAUUGACCUACGCCGAGAAGCUCUUGUAUGCCCAUUUGGACAACCCUCAUGAACAGGACAUCGAGAGAGGUGUCUCGUACUUGAAGCUCAGACCAGACAGAAUUGCUUGUCAGGAUGCCACCGCCCAGAUGGCCAUCUUGCAGUUCAUGUCUGCUGGUAUGCCCCAGGUUGCCACCCCAACCACUGUGCACUGUGACCAUUUGAUCCAGGCCCAGAAGUCUGGUCCAGAGGAUUUGGCCCGUGCCAUUGACUUGAACAAGGAAGUCUACGACUUCUUGGCUACUGCCUGUGCCAAGUACAACAUUGGUUUCUGGAAGCCAGGUUCCGGUAUUAUCCACCAGAUCGUUCUUGAGAACUACGCCUUCCCAGGUGAGCUCUUGAUCGGUACCGACUCACACACUCCUAACGCUGGUGGUUUGGGUCAGCUGGCCAUCGGUGUCGGUGGAGCUGAUGCCGUCGAUGUCAUGGCUAACUUGGCCUGGGAGUUGAAGGCUCCAAAGGUUAUCGGUGUCAAGCUUACCGGUAAGAUGAGCGGAUGGACUUCUCCAAAGGAUAUUAUCCUUAAGUUGGCCGGAAUCACCACCGUCAAGGGUGGUACCGGUGCCAUCGUUGAGUACUUCGGUGACGGUGUCGACACCUUCUCUUGUACUGGUAUGGGUACCAUCUGUAACAUGGGUGCCGAGAUUGGUGCUACCACUUCCGUUUUCCCAUUCAACAAGUCCAUGGUUGACUACCUGAAUGCAACCGGCAGAUCCCAGAUUGCUGACUUUGCCAAGCUUUACCAGAAGGAGUACCUUUCUGCUGAUGCUGGUGCCGAGUACGACCAGUUGAUCGAGAUUGACUUGAACACUCUUGAGCCACACAUCAACGGUCCAUUCACCCCAGAUUUGGCCACUCCAGUCUCCAAGAUGAAGGAGGUUGCCAUCGCCAACGACUGGCCUUUGGAGGUCAAGGUUGGUUUGAUCGGUUCUUGUACCAACUCUUCUUACGAGGAUAUGUCCAGAGCCGCUUCCAUCAUCAAGGAUGCUGAGACUCAUGGUUUGAAGUCAAAGGCCAUUUUCACUGUUACCCCAGGUUCCGAGCAAGUCCGUGCCACCAUUGCCCGUGAUGGUCAAUUGGAGACCUUUGAGGACUUCGGUGGUAAGGUUUUGGCUAACGCCUGUGGUCCAUGUAUCGGUCAAUGGGACCGUCAGGACAUUAAGAAGGGUGACAAGAACACCAUUGUGUCUUCAUUCAACAGAAACUUCACCUCCAGAAACGACGGUAACCCACAAACACAUGCCUUUGUUGCUUCUCCAGAGAUGGUUGUUGCCUACGCCAUUGCCGGUGAUUUGAGAUUCAACCCAUUGACUGACAAGUUGAAGGAUGCUGAUGGAAACGAGUUCAUGCUCAAGGCCCCAGUUGGUCUUGGUUUGCCACCAAAUGGAUACGAUCCAGGUGAAAACACUUACCAGGCCCCACCAGAAGACAGAUCUUCUGUUACUGUCCAGGUUUCCCCAACUUCCGACCGUUUGCAGCUCUUGACUCCAUUCAAGGCCUGGGAUGGUAAGGAUGCCACCAGAUUGCCAAUCUUGAUCAAGUCUCUUGGUAAGACCACCACCGACCAUAUCUCUAUGGCCGGUCCAUGGUUGAAGUACCGUGGUCACUUGGAGAACAUCUCCAACAACUACAUGAUCGGUGCUAUCAACGCUGAGAACGGAGAGGCCAACAACAUCAAGAACCACUACACCGGUAAGUUUGACGGAGUCCCAGAGACUGCCGGAUGGUACCGUGACAACGGCUACAAGUGGGUCGUUAUCGGAGGUGAGAACUUCGGUGAGGGUUCCUCUAGAGAGCACGCCGCCUUGGAGCCACGUUUCCUUGGUGGAUUUGCCAUCAUUACCAAGUCCUUUGCCCGUAUCCACGAGACCAACUUGAAGAAGCAAGGUCUUUUGCCAUUGAACUUUGUUGAGCCAGAGGCCUAUGACAGAAUCAACCCAGACGACGAGGUCGACCUGAUCGGUUUGACUGAGUUGGCCCCAGGCAAGCCUGUCACCUUGGUUAUUCAUCCAAAGGAUGGCGAGGCUUGGUCCACUCCAUUGUCCCACACCUACAACUCUGAGCAGAUCGAAUGGUUUAAGUACGGUUCUGCUUUGAACAAGAUGGCUGCUUCUUCAGCCUAA
Messenger RNA from Kuraishia capsulata CBS 1993, 2289 nucleotides. RefSeq lists its product as uncharacterized. Lineage: Eukaryota; Fungi; Ascomycota; Pichiomycetes; Pichiales; Pichiaceae. Gene Ontology annotation, cellular component: cytosol; mitochondrion. The record is from RefSeq and is a predicted model, not a curated record. Gene Ontology annotation, biological process: tricarboxylic acid cycle. Bases 1 to 2289 code for a protein of 762 amino acids. Gene Ontology annotation, molecular function: 4 iron, 4 sulfur cluster binding; aconitate hydratase activity. The transcript has a single exon.